AUGAUAGAAUACUUGAAUCCAUUGAUUCCUGACUAAACUCUUAAUUUAAACAUUGAUUUUUUAUAGUUAUAUUCAAUACCAUAAGAACGACCAUUAGGGUUAAAUUUGGCAGGUCAAGUAGUAGCAGAAAUUUCACCUUUUGUUUAAAACAUUCAGCUUCUCUUUAAAGAAAAGCAAGAAUAAUACAAAUUAGCAAAAAUUUAAUAUUCUGAAUUACAAAAUAGUUUGCAAGAGUUAUAGGAAAAUAAGAUAAAUGAAAAAAAUAAAUAUGAUCUAUUGCUUUAGGAUUCUAAUCAUUUAUUGUAAUAAAAACAAUAAGAAAUCAAUUAAUUAUACUAUACUUAAAGUAAAAUUAAGAAAGAUCAAGAGGAACUACAAAAAGAAUUUAAACAAUAAAAUGAUGAUUUCAAAUUGGAAAAUGCUAAUUUGAUUGAAGUGAUUAAAUAAAAGAAGCGAUACUUAUUUAAACUUAGUAAUAAUAGACAUUCAAGAUUUCAAAUUCUUUUACUUUUUCUGAAAUUUAUAAAAACUCUUAUUGUGAAAUAUCAUAACACGGAAAGCUAUAUUAUAAUAAGAGUCUAUUUUAUUCAUGUUUAGGUGAUUAAGCAAUCCCUAAUUAAGGUAUUGUAAAAUUUGACUAUGGUUGGUGUAGGAGCAAGAGAUAUAAUUUCUAAAUCUGGAUAUUCUAAUAUACAAGAUCCUGGUAGAGGGUAAAGAAUUACGUUAUAAAUUUACUGA
Molecule: messenger RNA, 738 nt
Organism: Paramecium tetraurelia
Lineage: Eukaryota; Ciliophora; Oligohymenophorea; Peniculida; Parameciidae
Exons: 2
Source: RefSeq, a predicted model, not a curated record